Messenger RNA from Rubroshorea leprosula, 940 nucleotides. NCBI's taxonomy places the organism in Eukaryota, Viridiplantae, Streptophyta, Magnoliopsida, Malvales, Dipterocarpaceae. The record is from the annotation of a GenBank genome assembly.
CUAAUUUGGGAAAAUUCUAUGUGGAGAAAAUUGAUUAUAAUCACUCAAUGAUCAAAGUUGUGGAUCUUGAUGUUAAUCAAGGUAACUAUUCUUCACUACCUCUCUAUUCCCUUGGCAUUGAUAAGGUCACAACAGACAGCAAUCCAUAUUACUUUCAUCCUAAAGAAGCUCAUCUUUUCCUAAACUGUGGAAAACCAGUAAAUGAUAUUCGCUACAUGGAUGCUUCCUCUUGCAUUGAUGCUACUACUUUGUCCAAGUCUAAAAAGAGAAGGCAUUUAUCUAUGUAUGAUUCUAUUGAAGAAUUCUUGCAAAGUCACAAUAACCUUAUGUCAGUAAGGUAUUCUUACUCAAAUAUUAAGAAGUUGACAAAUGGCUUUAAGGAAAAACUAGGGGAAGGAGGUUUCGGCAAGGUUUAUAAAGCAGUGCUUAAGAGUGGUGGUCUUGCUGCAGUCAAGUUAUUGGGCAAAUCCAAAGUCACAAUCCAAGAUUAUUUCAGUGAAGUAGCAACAAUUGGGAGAUCUCACCAUGUCAAUGUGGUGAAACCAAGUGACCGUGCUUCGAUGAACAAAGUGGUGGAGAUGCUUGAAGCAGAUCUUGAAAGUUUAGAAAUGCCUCCUAGGCCCUUCGAAAUAUAUCCAUAUGCAACUGAAGAAGAUGAUGCUAAAAUGAAAACCAACUCCACAAACCUUUCUAGUUACUCGUCCUAUGAUGAUAUAGAGAUAGAAUCAGAAUCAGUCAGUUUAAUUGAAAAUGGAAAUUAAGCAAAAGGUUGCAGAGAAGCCUAAUUAAGUAGAGUUUUCUUUAUUCAUGAGUUACACAAAAACACGACAUAUCCAUCCCCUUUUGCUGUCCACUUCUCACCCCACCUAGAUGUCACAAUGGCUCUAAAUUUGCAUCACGUUUUUUGGUGUUCAAUUCUCAAGAAAUGGUUAAGUUUCUU